AUGAGGGGCCUGCUGACAGAAGGUCUUCUCAGCCCUGGGCUGUCAGCCUCCUGCGGGAAGAAACUCUGCAGCCACGGGAGCAGGUGCUUGCUCAAUAGGACAACAGGACAGCCCUUGUGCCACUGUCUGGAGGUGUGCAGGCCCCGCUACAUGCCUGUGUGCGGCUCCGAUGGGAGGCUCUACGGGAACCACUGCGAGCUUCGCCGUGCAGCCUGCCUGCUGGGCAAGCGAAUUGUCAGUGUACACAGCAAGGACUGCUUCCUCAAAGGUGACAUGUGCACCGUGGCUGGCUAUGCUCGUCUCAAAAAUGUCCUUCUGGCACUUCAGAGCCGCAGAAAGCCGCUCCAACAAGGAACCCACAGACAAAGCCUCGCCUCCCAGAAGCGCCUCUUGGUGGAGUCACUGUUUAAGGGCUUGGAUACCGAUGGCAAUGGCCACCUCAGCAGCUUGGAGCUGGCUCAGUAUGUGCUAAAGGAACAGGAUAUGGAUGGUUCACUGAACAGAUGCUCACCAGGCGAUCUCCUGCGAUUUGAUGACUAUAAUAGCGAUGGCUCCUUGACCCUCAGAGAGUUCUACACAGCCUUCCAGGUGAUUCAACUGAGCCUCGCCCCUGAGGACAGGGUCAGUGUGACCACAGUGACUGUGGGCCUGAGCACAGUGCUGACCUGUGCUAUUCGUGGAGACCUGAGACCACCAAUCAUCUGGAAGCGCAAUGGGCUCACUCUGAGCUUCCUGGGCCUGGAAGAUAUCAAUGACUUUGGCGAGGAUGAUUCCCUGUACAUCACCAAGGUGACCACAAUCCACAUGGGCAACUACACCUGCCACGCCUUGGGCCACGAGCAGCUGUUCCAGACCCACGUCCUGCAGGUGAAUGUGCCACCAGUCAUCCGUGUCUAUCCAGAGACCCAGGCCCAAGAACCUGGGGUGGCGGCCAGCCUUCGAUGCCAUGCUGAGGGCAUUCCCCUGCCCAGAAUCAUAUGGCUGAAAAAUGGCAUGGAUGUCUCAACCCAGAUGUCCAAACAGCUCUCCCUCUUGGCCAAUGGAAGUGAACUCCACAUUGGCAGCGUUCGCUACGAAGACACCGGGGCAUAUACCUGCAUUGCCAAGAAUGAAGUGGGUGUGGAUGAAGAUAUCUCCUCCCUCUUCAUUGAGGACUCCGCUAGGAAGACUCUGGCAAACAUCUUGUGGCGGGAAGAAGGCCUCAGUGUGGGAAACAUGUUCUAUGUCUUCUCCAACGAUGGCAUCGUUGUCAUCCAUCCUGUGGACUGUGAGGUCCAGAGACGCUUGAAACCUACAGAGAAGAUCUUCAUGAGUUAUGAAGAAAUCUGCCCUCAUGCGGAAGGAGAUGCUACCCAGCCAUGCCAAUGGGCCUCUGCAAUCAAUGUUAGGAACCGGUACAUCUACGUGGCCCAGCCAGCACUGAACAGAGUCCUUGUGGUUGAUGUCCAAGCCCAGAAGGUCUUGCAGUCCAUAGGUGUGGACCCUCUGCCAGCUAAGCUGUCCUAUGACAAGUCACAUGACCAAGUGUGGGUCCUGAGCUGGGGAGACAUACACAAGUCCCAACCAAGCCUACAGGUGAUCACAGAAGCCAGCACUGGCCAAGGCCAGCACCUCAUCCGAACACCAUUUGCAGGAGUGGACGAUUUCUUUAUACCUCCAACAAAUCUCAUCAUCAACCAUAUCAGGUUUGGCUUCAUCUUCAACAAGACUGACCCUGCUGUCCACAAAGUCGACCUGGAGACUCUGAUGACGCUCAAGACAAUCAGCCUACGGCACUAUGGCUGCAUGCCUCAGGCCAUGGCACACACCCACCUUGGCGGUUACUUCUUUGUGCAGUGUCAACAGGACACCCCUACUUCCACUGGCCCACAGCUGCUCAUUGACAGUGUCACAGACUCAGUGCUAGGCCCCAACAGUGACAUCACAGGCACCCCCCAUGUGUCCCCUGAUGGACGCUUCAUCGUCAGUGUCUCCAACAACAGCCCCUGGUUACACGUGCAGGAGGUCACAGUGCGGGGGGAAAUCCAGACUCUGUACGACCUAAAAAUAAACCCAGGCAUCUCCGACUUGGCAUUCCAGCAUUCCUUCACAGAAGGUAAUCAGUACAAUGCCUAUGCCACUCUCGACAAGGAGCCAGACCUGCUGUUCCUGGAGCUGUCCACUGGGAAGAUGGGCAGGCUGAAGAACUUAAAGGAGCCACCCAGAGGGCCAGCCCCACCCUGGAGUGGACCCCGCAGAGUCUUGAGAGACAGCGGGCUCUUUGGACAGUACCUCCUCACACCAGCUCAAGAGUCACUGUUCCUGGUCAAUGGGCGACAAAACACCCUGAGGUGCGAGGUGUCAGGCAUAAAGGGUACGGCCACAGUGGUGUGGGUCGGGGAGGUAUGAAAGGGUCCAGUAAAGAACCACCCUCAUCCUGACACCGCAGCCCCAACCAGGCGUGCUGUACAUUUUCACAGACAAAAACAAAAAACCAAGCCAAACCCUGUACUUCGCUUUAUGGUUCAACACUGAUCUCCUUGCAAGUUCCCUAGUAUAAGGUAUGCGCUGCAACCAAGAUUGGGGGGUUUUCAUCCAGAAGUAUGAUUUAAUACCUUGAGCUAUGACAAGAACACAUGCUACUGUGUGCAGGAAAAUCAUCUCUGUGCCCGGCUGCACACCAUGUUGCCUGGGGACAUCACAGAACUGAGGGAUUCUGCUGCCCAGGCUGACACUUCCGUCAGUUGCCUUCACGUAGUCAUCUUAACCUGCCAGCCCCAGCCAGUCUGUGCCCUGAAGGAGCAGCCUGAGCAGCAGGCUGUCCCUCUCAGCAGGCUAACCUUCUACCCUGCUGGGGACCUCACUUGCACCAUUGCAGAUGUUGUUUGCUUGCUUUCCCAGCUGAAUGCUAUAUCCAUGAGGGAGAGCCUCUGAGACUCACUACACCUUGUGGGAUGAGGAAAUCACUCGCUUUUAUUU
This is a messenger RNA of Arvicanthis niloticus (Nile rat), 2958 nucleotides long. The record is from RefSeq and is a predicted model, not a curated record. Lineage: Eukaryota; Metazoa; Chordata; Mammalia; Rodentia; Muridae.